GCAGCAGGCGGCGCUUUCUACAUCCUAUGCCGUGGAAGCAUGAGAGUAGAAAGGUUUUGUGUAGUGGUAUACUAUAACUUAUAGUGACAAGAACUUAGUUAAAAUGCCGUACGCCAAUCAACCAACUGUCUUAAUUACUCAACUAACAGCCGAAAAUAUAAAGUUUGUCAUUGAGGAUACGGAUUUAAGUGUUGCAAAUGCAUUAAGAAGAGUUUGUCAUGCUGAAGUACCAACAAUAGCCAUUGAUUGGGUACAAGUGGAAGCCAAUUCAACUGUUUUAUUUGAUGAAUUUAUUGCACAUCGUCUGGGAUUAAUACCUCUUACCAGUGAUGAAGCUGUUGAUAAAAUGCAGAAUAGCAGGGACUGUACGUGUGAAGAGUUUUGUCCUGAAUGUUCUGUUGAGUUUACGUUAGAUGUUAAAUGUAUGGAUGAUCAAACACGGCAUGUUACCAGUGCUGAUCUCAUAUCAAGUAAUCCUAAAGUUAUUCCAGUAACAUCUAAACACAGAGAAGAUGCAAGUGAAUUUGAAGAAACUGACGAUAUACUCAUAGCUAAAUUAAGAAAGGGUCAAGAGUUAAAGAUUAGAGCAUUUGCUAGAAAGGGCAUAGCUAAAGAACAUGCUAAAUGGAAUCCUACUUCAGCUGUAUGUUUUGAGUAUGAUCCUGAUAAUGCUUUACGCCAUACAACUUAUCCUAAACCAGAAGAAUGGCCAAAGAGUGAACAUUCAGAUAUGAUAGAUGAUGAUGCACCUGAAGCCCCAUUUACACCUGGUGUUAAACCUAACAAAUUCUUCUAUAAUGUUGAGUCUUCUGGUGCACUUAAACCAGAAACUAUUGUAUUUUCUGCUUUAAAUAAUCUCAAGAAAAAACUCAGUGAUGUACAAACACAACUCAGUCAUGAAAUACAGAUUGAUGUGUUAACUAUAUAAUAAUACAAUAUAAAAACAUUGUAUAUAGCAUCUCUCAUAAAAACAUGUAUUAUGAGGUGGGGGGGUCUCAUUUUAUGGACAGUGCCGGUGAGAAAAAUGUUAAAAAAUCCCAUUUAUAAAAUCACAGGGAAAACACUCUAUUAAAGAGGGGUUGGGGGAUGGCCUAGUGGUCUGGAGUGGCGUGCUUGAAGCUCUAGCUGGCCAGUCAGCUCUGGCUUACGGUUGUAGUUUCAAUCCCUUGUGUGAGCGUAUGUGGAUUGGAGAUAGGGGUGCCUUCUCAACCUCAUGGGUUUACUCUGGGACUGGGUAAUUAGUUUCCUCCAACAAGAAAGACCCCUGUGUGUAUGCCAAGAUGAUAUCACCCUUGAUGGAAGCAGACGUUAAACACUAAUAUAAGACUCUAUGAAUUAAAGGAAUUAACUUGAGUACUGGUAAGACAACUGAAAUUGUGAACAACAGAAAAAACCCUUUGAUGCAAAAAGCUUAAGUCAGGAUGUCAAACCAAUAAAAUUAUAUAAAUAACUAUUCAAGCCUUCUUUAGUCAUUCUUAUCUUACUAUUAAGUGAUAUAAUUUUUAAUAAUACCAUAUUAUAAUCCAUACACAUUUAAUUCUCGGGUCAAUCAUCAUCAUCACAUCUGUUUCAUUCAUAUGUAAAUAAAGAUGUAAUAAAGAA
Patella vulgata (common limpet) is the source of this 1602-nucleotide messenger RNA. RefSeq names its product DNA-directed RNA polymerase II subunit RPB3. The transcript has 8 exons. Gene Ontology annotation, biological process: DNA-templated transcription. The record is from RefSeq and is a predicted model, not a curated record. Gene Ontology annotation, molecular function: protein dimerization activity; DNA-directed RNA polymerase activity; DNA binding. Lineage: Eukaryota; Metazoa; Mollusca; Gastropoda; Patellidae. Gene Ontology annotation, cellular component: RNA polymerase II, core complex. The coding region runs from base 104 to 928 and encodes 274 amino acids.